Molecule: messenger RNA, 1912 nt
Organism: Rana temporaria (common frog)
Lineage: Eukaryota; Metazoa; Chordata; Amphibia; Anura; Ranidae
Product: oocyte zinc finger protein XlCOF22-like
Exons: 6
Coding region: 389-1912 (507 amino acids)
Source: RefSeq, a predicted model, not a curated record
CGGACCAUCGUAUUCCUCUUAUGCCAAGGAACCUCAGACUGUGCGGGACGGUGCCGUCCUUCCAACAGAUAAGAGGUUCUCCUGUACCGAGUGCGGGAAGAGUUUCAAUUUUAAAUUCAAUCUUGAUGAGCAUAAAAGAGCUCACACAGUUGAGAAGCCACUUUCCUGUCCUGAGUGCGGGAAAUGUUUUUUUAAGAAAGCCCAUCUGUCCCAACAUCGGAAAUCUCAUGUAGAAGAAAAGCAGCAUUCUUGUCCUGAGUGCGGAAAAUGUUUUUUAAAGAAAUCCCAUCUUUCCCUACAUCAGAAAUCUCACACAGAAAAGAAGCUGUAUUCUUGUUCUGAGUGCGGGAAAUGUUUUGUCCAAAAAAUACAAUUUGUCACCCAUCAAAUGUCUCACACAGGAGAGAAGCCAUUUUCCUGUUCUGAGUGCGGGAAAUGUUUUUCAUCUAAGUCCUGUCUUUUUAUGCAUCGGAAAUUGCACACGGGGGAGAAGCCGUAUUCCUGUUCUGAAUGUGGGAAAUGUUUCGUAAAAAAAUCAGCCCUUGUCUCACAUCAAAGGUCUCACAUGGAGGAGAAGCCGUAUUCUUGUUCUGAGUGCGGGAAAUGUUUUUCUUCAAAGUCCUAUCUUUUCACACACCAGAGAUUGCACACGGGUGAGAACCUGCAUUCCUGUUCUGAAUGCGGGAAAUGCUUUGCAAAAAAAUCAGCCCUUGUCUCACAUCAGAGGUCUCACAUGGAGGUGAAACCAUUUCCCUGUUCUGUGUGCGGGAAAUGUUUUUCAUCGAAGUCCUAUCUUUUUAUACAUCAGAGAUUGCACACAGGUGAGAAACCGUAUUCCUGUUCUGAAUGCGGGAAAUGUUUCGUAAAAAAAUCAGCCCUUGUCUCACAUCAGAGGUCUCACAUGGGGGAAAAGCCGCAUUCUUGUUCUGAGUGCGGGAAAUGUUUUCUAGAAAAAUCACGACUUGUCCUACAUCAGAGAUCUCACACGGGUGAGAAGCCAUAUUUCUGUCCUGAGUGCGGGAAAUGUUUUUCUUGCAAGUCCAAUCUUUCUGCACAUCAGAAGUCUCACAUGGGAGAGAAGCCAUAUUUCUGUCCUGAGUGCGGGAAAAGUUUUUCCAGAAAGUCCUAUCUUUCCGCACAUCAGAGAUCUCACACGGGGGAGAAGCCAGUCAUGGAGACACACAUAAACCUCAGCACAAUCAUUGGUAAAAAUGGAAUUCUUCCAUUAGAUAUGCUUUUCUACGCACAGCCGACCUUCAGGAAGAUCUUCAAUAACAUCCUGACCACUGAGCAACCAGCAACUGUUCUGCAAUAUGGAAUAAAUGAUGCAGAGAGUGGAGACCUGAGAGAUCCUACAGUUGAUGCUCAAGAAGAGUCUAAAAAGAUGGAUGAGCAGUAUAAGAGUGCGAUGAAGGAGUUUUUUGAAGGAGACGCGGAUCUGUAUAAGGUUUUCAUGAUGGAGCCACAUAUGCUUUUCUACGCACAGCCGACCUUCAGGAAGAUCUUCAAUAACAUCCUGACCACUGAGCAACCAGCAACUGUUCUGCAAUAUGGCAUAAAUGAUGCAGAGGGUGAAGAUCUGAUGGAUAUUAAAGUCAAGUCUCUUCAUUGCCAGAAGAGUUCCGUGAACUCUGACAAAGGUCAGGCCGGUAUUUUGCCGCCACAUCGGCCUUAUGACUGCACAAUUGACCUUCAACCUGGUGCCAUUCCUCCUUGUGGCCUGGUUUACCCUCUGUCUGUCUCGGAGAACCUCAUAACAGCUGCCUUGUCCCCGAGAAUCCCCACACUGUUUUGCUCCAGACCUACCAUCCUCCUAAGGCAGCUGGGCACCCAGGGAACAAUUAACUCAUAUGGUCUACGUCUCAACAAUUGUGGUAGCCUAGUCUCCAUUCUGCUGUCACCGUCUUUGUAG